Megalops cyprinoides (Indo-Pacific tarpon) is the source of this 1529-nucleotide messenger RNA. It is a transcript of the gene tmem205, whose product is annotated as transmembrane protein 205. The record is from RefSeq and is a predicted model, not a curated record. The transcript is spliced from 4 exons. The coding region runs from base 202 to 765 and encodes 187 amino acids. Lineage: Eukaryota; Metazoa; Chordata; Actinopteri; Elopiformes; Megalopidae.
UUCCUUGACCGUUAUUGGCUUAAAUCCGAAAACUAGCACGUAAUAUAUUCAGCAAAUGAGAAAAUUAUUGGUGGCUUUGUAUCAGAGGAGGUACGGUUUUGCAGGAGAGCUGGGGGCGUGAUCUCAACUUUCAAUUGCCGCUGGCUUCUGGACUGCUCUACGACUUUGUCGAAGAAAUUCCCUAGAUUUAACUCGGUUGCCAUGGCCACAGAAGGGGAGCCUACAGAGCUGAUUAAAGUGCUGCACUUACUGGUGAUGUCACUCGCCUGGGGAAUGCAGGUGUGGGUCUUUAUAUCAGGGUUUGUCCUGGCGUUCCAGGUGUCUCGGCACACUUUUGGCCUGGUGCAGAGCAAGCUGUUCCCUGUGUACUUCUACUGUCUUCUCAGCAGUAACUUCAUCAGCCUGGCUGUGUUUGCAGUGUACCACCCCCGGGAGUUGUUGGAUUGGCAUGAGUCAGUGCAGAUGGCACUGUACUUCAGCGCGGUGGUCCUGGCCGGCCUGAAUGCGCAGUGGUUCGGCCCUGCUGUCACAGAGGCUAUGCUGAAGAUGCAGGAGGUGGAGCAGGAUCAUGGACUGGGCAGGGAAGUCGGCAUGGGCUCCAAUAAGGAGGCGUAUGCCAAGCUCCGGGAGCAAGAUCCCAAAUACAAGGCAGUCACACACUCCUUCUUCCACUAUCACGGCCUGUCUAACCUCUGCAACCUGCUGGGGUUCAUAUGCAGUUCUGUGAACCUGGCCUAUGCAGGAUUUCACCUAAGCACCAUUUAAAGGGAAUCCUCCCCCAGCCCACACUGGAAAUACAUUCAUAUAAUGAUCAUGUAGUAUGCUUAGUGUGUCUGACCACAGUUCAGAAUUAAACAGCAUUAGUUACUGGAAAAGCCAAUAAAUAUAUGGAAUCAUGCGCGAGGGAAAGCUUUUCAUUGGAUUUACCUGACCCCCUAGACUUUCCCCCUCAGCCCUUCAGGACCCUGUCCCCUCCACAGACCUGUGACAUCUGGAGAGGUGUAGGCAGUAGUGCAGCACUGAUUUUGUGCUGAAAUCUAUCCACUUUCAGGUCUGAGAGGCUGAGUCAGAGGGCUGGGGGCUGGCUCUGCAAUCAUAUUUUUAUUUAGUACCUUACCAUAUACUGUUACCUAGAGCGACUUGCACAAGUUUGCCUGGGAAUGGGUCCUGCUUCUUCAACGUAUAGUAUAUCUGACCAAACUUCCCCUUGGGUUUGGUCAUAACCCUUGAUGCAUUUUUAAUCCUUCUGCCAAUUUGAGCCCUGCCUGCUUGUCAGUGUGGUUUCACCACAGGACUGCGUUACUCCAUCCAAUACAGUUUAAUUUAACACUGCUUCACUCUUUUAUGCUCUUUUUUCUUUUCAGUAAAAACAUUAGACAUUUAAUUUCAGUAUUUUUAGGAAAGGAUAGACCACGUGUGGUCAUAAUGGUGAGGACAGUGAGAACUAUAACAUUAUUAAGACUAAUACUACAUGACAGCGUUUCCCAAACCUCUCCCUGGAGUACCCCUUGUCCUGCAUGUUUUAGAUC